AUGGCCGACAAAAAAAGCAACAUCUUCUACUUUGAUUUUUUUAUAUACAUACAGUUUGAGCGUAAUUUUUCCGACCUUUCAGGUCGCCUUGCUUGUGCCAGAAUGUCGAACCAGACGGCCCCAGCAGCAACUGUUCUGAUUGGCAUCUCGACUUUGCGGACUGAGCCGGCGAUCAGAAGGAAGGUUGCGUGUUGUGCGAUUUUGCUCGGCUCAAUCCGACGCAAGUAUUCCUUCUCGCGACCUGACCUCUUUGGUGGUAGUCAACGCAGUGGUUCUUGUCGUUUCGAAGCCCCCUUUCCGCUGGACAACAGAGCCUGA
Protopolystoma xenopodis is the source of this 318-nucleotide messenger RNA. The record is from the annotation of a GenBank genome assembly. NCBI's taxonomy places the organism in Eukaryota, Metazoa, Platyhelminthes, Monogenea, Polystomatidea, Polystomatidae.